AGCGUGGUCCCAUCGCACGUCAAUCGAUCGAUUGAAACCCCUCUCUUCCGAUCCUGUUCCGGCCAAUUCGUAACUCCGAUUUCUUCCUCGCCGGGAGCCACGAUCGCCGCAAAUGGAAGGGCAAAUCCCAGACAUAAAGAAGUGGAUCGUCCUCUACCCGGUUUACAUCAACUCAAAGAAGACGAUCGCCGAGGGCAGGCGGAUCUGCGCGGCGAAGGCAUGCGAGAACCCCACUUGCGCCGAGAUCGGGGACUGUUGCAGCCAUCUCAAGCUCCUUUACGACGUCGAGAUUGACAAGGCGUAUCCGCGAGAUUUCAUGCAGAGAGGGAGAGUGAGGGUUUUUCUCAAGAGGGAGGAUGGGACUCUCUGCAAUCCAGCCAUAUCUUCCAGAAAACAGCUCAUGCUUCAUGUUGCAGAGUUGGUUCCAAGACAUCCUGGACGGACCAAGAAACAAGAGCCCUCUUCCACCACGAGCACUGGAGCUUCGAAAUCCAGCAAGGGCGGGAAAAAGAAGAGAUAGUCAGAUGCCGUUGCGAAUGCAUCGUCACAGUUUUGGUCCAAACUAAGUGAAUUUGGCAGAGGCUUUUCUUCUUUAACUCAAACAUCAGCAUGCUCGCAGUCCGUGAAGAUUUUGAUAGAUUGGGCUCGUGCCUGAGAUUUAGGCAUAUGGAGGAAGUACGUGGACCCGUUUCAGUCAUUCCAUUUCCCACAGAAUCUCUCUCACGAAUGAACAUAAGGAGUCUCGUUCCAUCCCAUUCCAUUGCCGCGGUACCCUGAAAGAGAUUGGACUUUCGAUUCCUAUUUGAUUCGAUCGCCUCAUUCCUUUCC
Rhodamnia argentea is the source of this 828-nucleotide messenger RNA. Its product is annotated as signal recognition particle 19 kDa protein-like. Gene Ontology annotation, biological process: SRP-dependent cotranslational protein targeting to membrane; SRP-dependent cotranslational protein targeting to membrane, signal sequence recognition. Gene Ontology annotation, molecular function: 7S RNA binding. The transcript has 3 exons. Lineage: Eukaryota; Viridiplantae; Streptophyta; Magnoliopsida; Myrtales; Myrtaceae. Bases 113 to 520 code for a protein of 135 amino acids. The record is from RefSeq and is a predicted model, not a curated record. Gene Ontology annotation, cellular component: signal recognition particle, endoplasmic reticulum targeting.